Molecule: messenger RNA, 4653 nt
Organism: Leptopilina boulardi
Lineage: Eukaryota; Metazoa; Arthropoda; Insecta; Hymenoptera; Figitidae
Product: venom dipeptidyl peptidase 4
Exons: 12
Coding region: 242-2542 (766 amino acids)
Biological process (GO): proteolysis
Molecular function (GO): dipeptidyl-peptidase activity; serine-type peptidase activity
Source: RefSeq, a predicted model, not a curated record
AAAAAAAAAAAAUUUUUUUGUUAAUUUAUUAUAAUUUUUAAUGUUGAAUUUGUAAACUAUAAAUCUUAUCUUUGGAUGUAAAUAAAAGUAUUUACAAAUCACGUGUUUGAUAGUGAUAUCUCUUUUUCAUAUUGUCACGCUUUAUUUGUUAUUGAUGAUAAUUUAUUAAAUAGCUUCUGAAAUGAUAAUCAGUGUUUAGUGAUUUAUUGAAGAGGACACUUUCUUUAUAAAUAUAUAGAAAAUGUCCAAAUUCCUUUUGAUUACUUUUCUUUUAUAUUGCCUAAUAGAAUUAAGUCAAUGUAAAAUUGCACUUGAUGAAAUUGUUUUUGAAGACGAUGAAAUUAAAGAACAAUAUCGCGAUAGUAAACCAAUUCCUUAUUCUCUCGAAGAAACUUUCGACGGAAGUUUCUCAGUCAAGGGUUUCAAUGGGACGUGGAUUUCAUCGACAUCAAUUUUGUAUAAGAAUUCAAAGACAAAAGAUCUUGUUAUAUUUGACGUGAAAACAUUGAAAAACACUGUUUUUCUCAAUUCUUCAACACUGAAAGGAAAUCCCUCAAUUAAUUUGUCACCCGAUGGAUCAUAUUUGUUAGCUGGACAUCUAAUUUCUAAAGGUUACAGAAUAUCAACUUUGAAAAAAUAUCGAGUAUACGAUUUACGUAAAGAGUCAUGGUCGGAAAUUGCAGAUGGUGGAAUAGUAUCCCUUGCUGUAUGGUCCCCUGUUGAGAAUGAUCUCUUUUACGUAAUGAACAAUGAUAUCUAUUGGCGGCAAAUAGUAAAUCAUUCAAUAAAACUUACAAGAUUAACUUUCAAUGGUGUACCCGGAAUAAUUUAUAAUGGAAUUCCAGAUUGGGUUUAUGAAGAGGAAGUUCUCAAAUCAAAUAGUGCAUUGCAAGUGUCUCCUGAUGGGAAAUAUCUUCUAUUUGCAACUUUUAAUGACACGGAAGUAAAAGAUGCCACCUACUCGAUUUAUGGGAAACCUGGAGAACUUGAUAGUCAAUAUCCAUCAAUAAUAAAACUAAAAUACCCAAAGGCUGGUAGUACCAUGCCAACUGUUACAUUAAAUCUAAUCAAUCUAACGAAUAAUAAUUCAUCACUGACAACAUUACAAGCUCCAGUUGACAUCGUAGGAAGAGAGCACUUGUUGUACACUUUCUGUUGGAUGACAAAUAAUACAAUCAUUGUCACGUGGACAAAUAGAAUUCAAAAUAUAUCACAAAUUGUUUCAUAUGAUCUUAAUGGAAAGUCCACAUAUAUUUUGUCAGUGAAUGAAACAAAAGGUUGGUUAAGUCCAUCGGAAUUAUUUUAUCAUCAGGGAUAUUUAAUUUUUCUCACUAAUCAAGAUUCUGGCACUUCUAAUGGUAAAUUUAUGCACGUAACAAGAUUUAAUUUAAAAAUAAAAAAUAAUAAUGCACUUAUUGAUUUAACACCUGGCACAUCAAAUGUAUUGUCAAUUAUUGGAAUUGAUGAAAAUAACAAUAGAGUUUAUUAUUUGGCCACUGCUCCAGAAUCGCCAUCUCAGAGAAAUGUUUAUUCUGUAUCAAUAAGUCAAAAUUUAGCACCAACUUGUCACUCGUGUGAUUAUAAAAGUCCAGAAGGCAGACAAUGUAAAUAUGCGGAUGCAAAAUUUUCUUUAGAUAAAUCAUUUUAUGCAUUGACUUGCACUGGACCAGAUCCGUCGACUACAGUUAUUUAUAAUUCUAAGGGACAUGAAAUGUUCAUGUGGCAAAGUAACCAAGUUUUUAGAACGAAAUUAUCACAGAGAUUACAACCUAUUAUAAAAUAUAUUUCUCUCAUGGUAAAUGGAUACAAAUGUGAGGUCAAAUUAUUUUUACCACCAAAUUUCAAUGAGAAGGAAAAGUAUCCCAUGCUUAUCAAAAUCUACGCUGGACCGAAUUCAGUGAAAGUAGUGGAUGCUUUUUCUCAAGGACUGGAACAUUACAUGACAACGAAUAGAAGUACUAUUUAUGCUUUAAUGGAAGGUCGAGGAAGUGGAAAUAAAGGAAGUAAAAUGCUUUUUGAGAUUUAUAGAGCUUUGGGUACCGUUGAAAUUCAGGAUAUAAUAGACAUAACAAAGAAUUUGCAAGAAAAAUAUUCAUGGAUUGAUGCAAAUAGAACUUCCUUGUGGGGUUGGAGUUACGGUGGUUACGCGACAGGAAUGGUUUUAGCAAAAGAUGUGAAUUCCGUUUUCAAAUGUGGUGUAGCUGUCGCACCUGUGGUUUCUUGGAUUUAUUAUGAUUCUAUUUAUACUGAACGAUAUAUGGGAUUGCCUACUGAUAAUAUGGCUGCUUAUAAUGCAAGCGAUUUAACAAGAUUAGUCGAAGGUAUUCGUGGCAAGGAUUUUCUACUUAUUCAUGGAACUAGCGACGAUAAUGUUCAUUUUCAAAAUGCAAUGGCAUUAGGAAAAGCUCUUGCAAUUAAAGAUGUUCUUUAUCAAGAAGUUGUUUAUCCUGACGAAAAUCAUAGUCUUUCUAAAAUUUCUUCACAUCUCUAUCACACGAUUGACAAAUUUUUAGGAAAGUGUCUCAAAUUAAAUCACAUCUAAUUUUCCUUAAUUAGAAAAAGUUUUCUUUAUGAGAAGUUUAGUGAAAAAAUUUUUAUUUCAUAUUAUUAAUAUUAGUAUAAAAUUUGUAUUAUAUAUUUAAUGUAAUUAUUAAUCGUUCAAUUGAAGAAUAUUAACUAAUAAUUAAUAUUUCUUCAAAAUAUUAAUUAAUGUUUCCUUAUAGAUGUUAAUAUUAAUGUGAUUCAAAGGUGUUAAUUAGUAGAUUAUAUUUAAUUGUAAUGAAGUAAUGUAAAUUUAAUAUAAUACUUGUAGCUUAGGAUUAAAUAAAAAUGAAUAAUUUGCUUUUGACUAGCAAAUAUCCUCGAUCGGCAAUUUGUGGGAAAGAAGAGCAAUAUGGAUUUGAUAUGAAAUAAAUUGUACUUGGUGAUAUUAAUUUCAUUUGAACUUCAUCUGAAAGUCACAGUAUUAAGAGUAAAUGGGAAAGCUAAGAGGAUUAUUUGGCGUGUUCAUUGUUAAUUAAUUGAGAUUCUAAUAUAGUUUAGGCCAUGUUUAUUUGGUACGAGUUGGUAGGAUACAUAAAUUUACAAUCAUUCUUUAUAUACGCAAUAUUUAGUGUGUUUCAAUGCUCUUUACACAAAUUUUUCUUUUCAACAUAUACCCAUAAUAUAGGCAUAUAUUAUUCAAACAUUCCGUUGAUUGAUUUUUUCAAGGCGUACACAAAUUUUUUAUUUAUUUAUUUUUUUUUUUUUAUUAAUUCUACCAGUUUCCAUUAUUUAGACGAAAUAUUAAAAAUGUUCUACAAUGAAAGACGUCAGUUCUCGCAUCGAAUUAAAGGCGUUUAAUAUCAUUUAUAAUUCAUUUUUCUUGUGACUAAAAUUAAUGUUUUCUAUUUCUAUGACAAUAUCUUCUUCUAUAUUUUGACAAUUUACUUCCAAGUAUUUUUUUUUUUUUAAUUUUCAAAUUUCUUUUUCUUGUGACAAAACAUUUUGUUCUUGGCAUUUUGGUGAAAAAAAAUUACUUAUUUUGUAUAUCUCGGAAACAUUCAAUUGAUAUUUAAAUAUAUUAAACAUUAAAUUGGGAUUUGUAUAAUAGAUUUUUUUUUCAUUUGGUUAAAAUAUUUUUUAACAUUUAUAAUUUUAAUAAUAAUUUUGCGUAUAAUAAAAUUUUGUCAAAAUUGUUCAAUACAAUUAAUUUUCUCGCACAAAUAAGGACAAAAUGUUUUGUUAUAUUUUUUUACAGAACGAUAAUUGAAAAAAAAAAUUUAAGGUUCCAAAAAUUUGUGAAUCAGUAUAAAAUAAUACAAGUUUAAUCAAAAUUGAUGAAUUUUCUAUAUAUAGUGAUUAAUUUUAUUGUGCAUAUAAACUCAAAAUGGAUUUUACAAAAAAUUUUCAAAUGUAUUAAUUUAUAAUUACAAUAAAUAAACAGUCAAUAAUUGUAAGAAUUAGGAAAAUUUGAAAAAUAUUUGAAAUUAUAUUUAUAUACUUUCUCGUAUUUUGUAAAAAAAAAUACGUAUCAAUGUUUUUCUCAGUCUUUGAUUAUGUUUUCUGAGUUAUAUUUUAUUAUUGUUUUAACAAAAUAAUAGUAAUAUGUAUAUUUUAAUAUUAUAAAUUCAUAAGGAAUAAACGAAAUGUAAAUAAUAUUUUUAACUCGAAAAAUGUGGUGAAAUAAGUAGAAAGUAAUAAAAUUUUAUAAUAAGUGAAAUUUUAGUCGAUAAAUAAAAAAAAAAUAUUUUUUUUUUUGGGAAGAUAAAUUCUAGAUAAGCUGAUUUUUUCUUAUACAGUUGUUUGGUUGUAAUCAACAUUCAUUGCACAUACUAAUUUCUUACAAUACAUAUAUUUUACUAUUUACAACAGCAAUGUUGCUUUAGAUGAGCUGCAUUACAUUAUCACAAAAUUUCAUUUCUGUUAAUGACUAAUCUCAUUAUGCAUGUUCCAAGGCUAUAAUAAUCUAUUUUGUGAGGAAUGCAUUAUUAUUAAUGGCGGAGUUUGUUCUAAAUGCAAAUUUUGAAUCACAAAUUUUUCUAAUGAUGGAAUUUUAUUAAUUGUGUUAUAAUAAAAUUUUUUUAUUACAAUAUUACACAGAAUACGACUUCUACUAUGUUGUAAAUUGUAUAUUAGCAACUAAAAAAACAUAAUUAAACUAUUUUAUAAUUA